GGAAGACAGAAGAUAAUGUUGGGUAGUAGGUUAUAAGAGAUUUGGCGAUAUGUCGCAGCAUGUGAUCAGACAAGGCUGCUCUACCCCUCCAUGAGACAAUCGCGAAGGGCCAAUGAUGUGUCUAUGUACGUCUUUAUCUCUGCAGUGUGCCGCAUUCACGAUGCCAAUUCAACAACAAAGUACACCUUGCGGCCUGAACCAGUACUUUUGCUUCUCUCUCAAGCAAACAAACCUCACCCCCCCGGUAGAGCUUUAUUUAUUCUUGAAUAACCGCAUCAUCUAUGCUUCCAAUGCUUCCAACUUUCGAACAAAGCCAUGAGUGAGACAACCCAUAUUUUUGAUCCACAGGGGGAAGUCAUCAUAAUUCUGCAACGCCAAGACCAUGUAUUUGCACCCUGGAAUGAAUGUGCAGAAUGUGAACCAGUUGACCCUCAUGCCGAAGUGGGUGGAAUCAACAUGAGCAACGAUGUUGCAACUGAUGAAAGCCAUGAAGGAGUUGGAAGAAGGAAGAGGAAAGGGGGGGAAAAGAAAAUCUGGUCUGGACCUGGUAAGCCUAACUUACCACUGCCGAGCCACCUUCUGAAGAACUACCUGUCGAAGAACCGCCUGUCGAAGAACCGCCUGUCGAAGGAUCACCUGCUGAGCAACCUGUUGCAUUUGACGAACAACUUGAAGUAUGCUCAAAUUCUACCCUUGGUAACCGGUCAGAAAAUGCUUUUGAUAGACACGACAAAGCUACCAUGCAGACAUUUGGAAACGAGGAACAUGUGGAAGAGGAUUGCUUUCGCAUCCAGGUAUCAGCAAAGCACUUGAUAUUGUCCUCACCUGUGUUCAAUAAAACAUUUACUGG
Molecule: messenger RNA, 850 nt
Organism: Aspergillus ruber CBS 135680
Lineage: Eukaryota; Fungi; Ascomycota; Eurotiomycetes; Eurotiales; Aspergillaceae
Exons: 1
Coding region: 316-813 (165 amino acids)
Source: RefSeq, a predicted model, not a curated record